This is a messenger RNA of Symbiodinium natans, 4332 nucleotides long. Lineage: Eukaryota; Dinophyceae; Suessiales; Symbiodiniaceae. The record is from the annotation of a GenBank genome assembly.
AUGGGCGAGGUUUCUCUAGUGUUUUUCGAAGCCAACACAGAGGUUCGACAAGACUUGCUGUUUCGGUUGUUUCCAGGGCUGCUGACGGAAGGCGUAGACAUGCAGGCCUUCCAAAGCCUGGAGGCCCCAGACCUUCAACUGCAGUCUUCCGGACCAGCGCUGACAUCGGCUUGGGAGCCGAAAACACCACCCCAGUCUGGGACGCCGAAAGGCCAGCAAGGCAAGGAGGUUUACGGGGACUUGAGCGAUGUCCCCGCACAACGGCUCAAGGAGGUGAAGGGCAUCAUCAAAAGCAUUCGAGAUUUGUGGCGCUCGGGCCGUGUGGGGAGCGUAAGCCACCUGCGAGAAUGGAUCGACACUCUGCAGCGGCUUUCGGGGCUUUCACGCCAGGUCUGCCUGCAGCUCUGCGUGGCCAUGUCUCGUUGCCUUGCGGCCGAGCGCAAGGAUGAGAAGCCUUCUCGUGUGGACUUGCAGCUGGCCUUUGUUCGCAUGGGCGGGUCGCGGCAUGCUUGCCACAUGAUGAUGCUCAGGCUAGACGACGCAAACAUCGUCACACACGUGGUGCGCCUGCUGGCGGCCAGCGUAGAGAAUGCUCCGCUGGCAGCAGAGGCGCUUCAGAGGGACAACCUGGACAAUGUGAAGCUCAUCAUGCGAUCCAUGGAGCGCCACGUGGCCAGUGCUGAGGUUUCCGAGGCGGGAUGCCUGCUUAUUGGGCAUCUGUGCUCCGGAACGGCGGCGAAGUCCGGAGACCUGAGGCCGGUGCGGGUCAAGGCCCACCGGGACUGCCAGAACUCGCUUUGCCGGGAAGGUGCGAUGGAAACGAUUGUGGACAUCUUGACUCUGCACAUGAAGGAGGUUCGAAGCUGUGCAAACAAGGCGCACAUGAUGAUGCAGGAGAAGGUGAAGGAAGCCGAAAUCAAGCGCCAGAGACAGGAGGAGGUGGAACUCGGGCUGGUGCGAGAGCGCGCGCCUGUGAACACAUUCUCCUCCGCCAAGUUGGGCCUCAAGGACCGAAUCAUGAAGGUGCAGGCCAACCUUGAGCUACGAGCUGCUUGGCAGAAGCUCGUCGACAAGGAGGUGAUGGGCGGGCGCGUGAUGAACGCAGCGUUGCAGGCGCUGCUUCUGCUCGUCGUCGGCAACUCCGGGGCAUUGCGACAGCUUUCCGGGAACUUCUUCGCCUACCACAUGAACAAGCUGCUGGAUCUGGGCGAAGAAUUCUUGGAUGCGGCCAAGGAGGCAAAGGAGGAGAAGGACAUGAGGCGAGGCAAGAGAAAGCCCAGCACUGAAGCGGAAUCGGAAUCUGAGUUUGAAGAUGGAAAAAACAAGCCGCCACCCAGGAUGCGGAACAAGAUGGGGAAGGUGGAAGUCCCAACCGGGCCGGAACGUCAAGCCAUGGGCUCGCUGGAGUCCCUGUCCCUGAAGUGCCAGGUGCUCGUGGAUGCACUCCGAGGGCAUGCCGCAAAGGAUCGUCCUGCCAUCGUGGUCAAGACCUGUCGGCUGUUCUUGCUCAUCUUCGAGCAUCACAAGGCCCUCGUGCAGAAGGCAAACGAUCAAGGCAGGAAUAGAUGCCGCCACGUGGAGUUGAAGCUGCGAAACACCGUCGUCGCUGAAGAUCGGCAGUUUGACGAGAUCUUCAAGCACAUGGCCAGCAUGAAGACGGCCCUCAUCAGCGCCUUGCGAACGCACAGUGAGAACUCCCCUGUCAUCAGUGCGGUGUUCUCGGUACUGGCGAGACUGCGAGAGCUGGCGCUGCUCUCUGCGCCGGCCGGCAUGCCAGUUGCUGGCUCCGAAGCGGAGAAGCACUGGCAGGCAGCGUUGGUGCAAGCAGGAGGGGAAGACACCGAGUGGAUCGUCCGCCAGGCUGCCACGCGACUCCGCCGGGCCUUGGAAGAGACGAAGAAGGGUGACCAUCGCAUCGAAACCCAGGGUCUGAAGCCCCAGGAGCUCCAGGGCAAUGGAGAGUGGCUCACGCCGCGGCUGCGCGAGGAGGUGCGGAACAUGAUCGAGGUGGCAGAGGGACUCGGCGCCGACGCCUUCAAGGCACGCUGGGCCGAGGCCGAGGAGCCAGAUCGCUGGAAUGCCAUCUACCGCAAGCAGCAGCAGUUGGCCGCGCAAGCCAAGUACAGGGAAGACAAGAUCAAGGCCAAAGAGCUGGGGAUUACGUAUGAAGAGUUCCACCGCCGGGAGCUGGCGGAGAUUGCGGAAAGAGAAGCGGCCGAAGAUGAGUCCAGCAGUAGCGGCAUCUCGGGCUUCACCGGAGACGCCGAGGAAGUCGGCGAGGUCGUCGUGGAGGAGGAGGAGCUGAACUUCGAGGAGGAGGAUGUCUUCGGCCAGCAGCAGUGGGUUCGUGCCAUUGGCUUUGGCCAGCAUGACGAGGAGGACUUCGACCGAGUUUGGCGGAAACCGUUCACGGACGCCUUCAUGCGGGCUUUGCCAGAACGGGCUCCGCCGGGCAGCGUCUGGGCCAUUGAGGCCGCGCAGCGCCGCCGCGAGAUCAUCGAGCAGGCGGAGAAGAGCGGAGAGCCCCUGGAGGACCCCGACAUGGACGAGCUGCUGCAGAUCGAAAUGUUGGAGUCCCUCCAGGGAAAGCUCAAGAUCCGAGCCUUGGUGCGGGCUCAGGAUCAGAUCCAGGCCAACAUCAUCGAGGGCAGGGAUGCGAAGGGCAACGAGCUCCUGGACCCCGCGGAGACCUCCAAGUCGAUCAUCCACGAAGUCUCCAAGGGCUUCAAGAAGCAGGGCUACAUGAUCCCCAAGUAUGGCUUCACGGUGCGACUGCAGAAGCGCGCGGCCGGCCACCCAGGCGGCAGCGCAGAAGUGAGUGCCGACCCCCACAGGCUGCCCUCAGAGGCGCUCUGUGAGCUGCAUGCCAUGUCAAAGGCUCCAUCCCAAAGGGACGCGGAGCAGAAUUCAGAGCUUGAGCGGAAAGGGCCCUGGCCUGUCAUGAAGCCGCUGACCUUCGAAGCGCUGUCGGCCGAGUUUGUCGGGACCUUCGUGGUUGCCUUCACCGUCGGCUGCACAACGUUGUCCGGCAUACAGCUGGACUGGGCAAGCGUUUCCAUUGCCGCUGUAUCCAUGGUAAUGAUGUACGCGUUUGGGCCAAUAUCUGGAGGCCAUCUGAACCCGUCGAUAUCCAUAUCAAUGUUUCUCAUCGGCAAGCUGCGCGGAGUCACCACGUGCGCCUACAUCCUGGCGCAGGUCUGUGCCGCCAUCCUGGCCCUGCUGGCCGUCCGGCAACUCUUCGAGGAGGUCCCGGCCAUCGUCCCCAAGGUCGGAAGCAGCUGGACACAGGCAUGCCUGGUGGAGUUGAUGUACACAGCCAUGCUAGACUUCGUCGUCCUCUGCGUGUAUUCCAGGCGGAACAACCCCGACCAGGAGCCGAACCAGUUUUACGGCCUUGCCUGCGGUUUCGCGCUGGUUGCUGGCAUCGGGGCGUCGCAGAUGUCUGGUGGAGUCUUCAACCCUGCCGUAGCACUGGGCAUCGGAGCCGUCAGCAAGGACGCGGGGCCACUGAUGUACCUCGGCUACCAGUUGCUUGCGAGCCUCGUGGCCGCAGUGCUCUUUCGGAUACUUCGACCUGAAGAGUACGUGGACCUAGCAACCUUUCAGAGCUACGAGCCCAGCGAUGCGAUAAAGUAUGCCAGCGAGUUCAUCGGAACCUUCCUCGUCGUGGUCACCUACGGGCUGAGCGGUGUUCGCACCACGCCCGAGACGUGCUCGUGGACCACGGCCACAGCGCUCAUGAGCCUUGUCUAUGCGGUCGGCGACCUGUCUGGAGGCCACUUCAACCCAGCCGUGACCACAGCAGUUGUGCUUUCGCGCACCCGCAGACUUUCCGUCACGCAGCUGCUGACCUACUGGGUGGUGCAGGUGGCGGCUGGUCUCUUGGCUGCCCUGGCCUGUGUGGGCCUCGAGCCAGGUAGGAGAUGGAGUGUGGAGCCCCAGGAGAAGUACACAGCCGGCGGUGCCUACAUCGUCGAGUUUACCUUCACCCUGCUGCUCUGCAUGACCUUCCUGUCGGUCUCCUGCGUGAAGGGCAUCACCAGCAGCUUUCAGAGGAACUUCUACUUCGGCCUCGCCAUCGGCUUGGCAGUCCUUGCUGGCAGCCUUUGCUCCGCCAGCAUCUCCGGUGGGUGCCUGAACCCGGCAGUUUCGGUGGGAGUUGGUGUGGCGGCCAUGAUGCAGAGCAGGUCUUAUGCAGGGUACUACAUACCCAACUAUGUGCUGGCACAGCUGCUCGGCGGGAUCGGUGCCACGGUCAUUUUCGCCACCACGCAUGCAAAAGUGUAUGCCUCGAAAGCUGCGGCAAGGAUACCCUUCAGCGUGGCGGCCUGA